Lepisosteus oculatus (spotted gar) is the source of this 1005-nucleotide messenger RNA. It is a transcript of the gene foxq2, whose product is annotated as forkhead box Q2. NCBI's taxonomy places the organism in Eukaryota, Metazoa, Chordata, Actinopteri, Semionotiformes, Lepisosteidae. The record is from RefSeq and is a predicted model, not a curated record. Gene Ontology annotation, biological process: anatomical structure morphogenesis; cell differentiation; regulation of transcription by RNA polymerase II. Gene Ontology annotation, molecular function: RNA polymerase II cis-regulatory region sequence-specific DNA binding; DNA-binding transcription factor activity, RNA polymerase II-specific.
CUGACGCGGAGGGCGAGCGCUGUGACUGAGGGCCAGCGGGGGGGCUGGAUGGCCGGCGGCGGCGGCGGGCGAGACCCUCCGGGGCUGAGCUUCAGCAUCGAGAACCUGCUGUUCGACAGGGGCGCCGGGAGGGCAGAGCCGCCGCCCCCUGGUCCUGAGCCCCUCUCGGACGGGGACGCCCCCAGACCGCAGAGCAGGGGGGCCCCCGGGGGAGAGGCGGGCGAGGGUGAAGAGGAAGGGGGCGCAGAGCGGGGAGGAAGCAGCUCGGACGGCCCCCAGGACAAACCCGGCCAGUCCUACAUUGCUCUCAUCUCCACGGCCAUCCUGGCCUCCCGGGACAAGAAGCUGCUGCUCUGCGAUAUCUACCAGUGGAUCAUGGACAACUACCCCUACUUCAAGAGCAAGGAUAAGAACUGGCGGAACAGCGUGCGGCACAACCUGUCCCUGAACGAGUGCUUCGUCAAGGCGGGGCGGAGCGACAGCGGGAAGGGGCACUACUGGGCCAUCCACCCCGCCAACUACCAGGACUUCUCCAAGGGCGACUACCACCGGCGCCGCGCCCGGCGACGCAUCCGCAGGGUGGCGGGGCAACUGGCCUGCCCCCUCCUGCCCCCUGCCUACCUCCCACACCGGCCAGGGGCGACCCCCUGCUGGUGCUGCCCGCCCCCCUACCUCCCCUGCCUCCCGGCCAGAGUGUACUGGAGCUGGGCGGCCCUGCCUGCACCCCCGGGAUUAUUAGCCCCUAAGGCAGCCGGUCCCCACAUUCUCUACCCCCCCUCGUCCCCGCCCCCGCCGCCACCCCUGGGAGACGAGAAUACCUGCCGCGACGCCGCCCCUAGCGGCCGCCCGGAGUAUGACCAGCUCGGUCUCCGUUACCCGCUAUGGGCCCGAGACAGACAGCGGCUCCUUCCCGGCAAGCAGCGCAGGACAGACUCAGGGGAUGGCUGGAGAGCUGCACCCGCGCAAGCACAACCGCCCAGCACAGUGCGGCAGCGCGAUCCUUAA